Raphanus sativus (radish) is the source of this 3945-nucleotide messenger RNA. Its product is annotated as structural maintenance of chromosomes protein 3. Gene Ontology annotation, molecular function: ATP binding; cohesin loader activity; protein binding. NCBI's taxonomy places the organism in Eukaryota, Viridiplantae, Streptophyta, Magnoliopsida, Brassicales, Brassicaceae. The record is from RefSeq and is a predicted model, not a curated record. The coding region runs from base 143 to 3757 and encodes 1204 amino acids. The transcript is spliced from 29 exons. Gene Ontology annotation, biological process: mitotic sister chromatid cohesion. Gene Ontology annotation, cellular component: chromosome.
CCCCUUAGUAUAUAAACAUAAUUCAACUUCUUCAUUUCCUACUCUCGCGAAAUUAGGGUUCCGAGUUUUCACCCAUCGUUCUGAUCUCUUCUGGGGGUUUACUCUGAUUUCAACAGGUCGGAGCAGCUGGUGACCUCUCGCUAUGUAUAUUAAGCUGGUUAUAAUCGAAGGAUUCAAGAGCUACAAAGAGCAAGUCGCUACGGAGAUCUUCAGCCCCAAAGUUAACUGCGUUGUUGGGGCGAAUGGUUCUGGGAAAAGCAACUUCUUCCAUGCAAUUCGUUUUGUGUUAAGUGAUAUCUUCCAGAAUCUUCGGAAUGAAGAUAGGCACGCACUUCUCCAUGAAGGUGCUGGUCAUCAAGUUGGGUCUGCCUUCGUGGAGAUUGUCUUUGAUAAUUCCGACAACCGCAUCCCGGUUGAUAAGGAAGAGAUUCGCUUGCGCCGAACAAUUGGUCUGAAGAAGGAUGAGUAUUUCCUGGAUGGGAAACACAUUACAAAAAAUGAAGUUAUGAACUUACUGGAGAGUGCUGGAUUUUCUCGUUCUAAUCCAUACUAUGUUGUUCAACAAGGAAAGAUAGCCUCAUUGACCUUGAUGAAAGACGCAGAACGGCUGGAUCUGCUAAAAGAGAUUGGUGGUACCCGUGUUUAUGAGGAGAGGCGCCAUGAGAGCUUAAAAAUCAUGCAGGAUACGGGGAAUAAAAGAAAGCAGAUAAUCCAAGUUGUGCAAUACUUGGAUGAAAGACUAAGGGAAUUGGACGAAGAGAAAGAAGAACUCAGAAAAUACCAACAACUUGAUAAGCAGAGAAAAUCACUGGAAUACACCGUUUAUGACAAAGAGCUUCAUGAUACUAGGGAGAAACUGGAACAGGUAGAAGUUGCAAGAACUAAGGCAUCUGAAGAGUCUACAAAAAUGUAUGAUAGAGUUGAGAAGGCUCAGGAUGAGUCCAGGAGCUUAGAUGAGUCGCUGAAAGGGCUGACAAAGGAGCUUCAGACAUUGAACAAGGAGAAAGAAACUGUUGAAGCGAGAAAAACUGAAGCUAUAAAGAAGAAGACAAAGCUGGAGCUUGAUGAGAAUGACUUUAAGGAGCGGAUUGCUGGAAAUAUCCAGUCUAAGAAUGAUGCUCUUGAGCAACUUAGUAUGGUGGAAAGAGAAAUGCAGGAUUCUUUGAAGGAACUAGAGGCGAUUAAUCCUUUGUAUGAAAGUCAAGUUGACAAGGAGAAGCAGACGACAAAAAGAAUCAUGGAGCUGGAGAAAAAGCUUAGUAUUCUUUAUCAGAAACAGGGCCGUUCAACUCAGUUUUCAAAUAAGGCUGCACGAGACAAAUGGCUCCGCAAGGAGAUUGAAGAUCUUAAGCGUGUUCUAGACUUAAAUCUGUCUCAAGAGCAAAAACUUCAGGAUGAAAUUUUUCGCCUCAAUACUGAUUUGACAGAGCGUGAUGGAGACAUCAAGAAAUGUGAAGUUGAAAUUGGUGAACUGGAAUCUCACAUUUCUAAGUCCCAUGAACAAUUUAAUAUUAAAAAGAGGGAGAGAGAUGAAGAACAGAGAAAAAGAAAGGAAAAAUGGGGAGAAGAAAGUGAACUUUCUUCUGAACUUGAGAAGUUGAAAACGGAACUUGAAAGGGCAAAGAAAAACCUUGAUCAUGCAACUCCAGGAGAUGUAAGGCGAGGGCUGAGCUCUAUCAAACGUAUUUGCUCUGAGUAUAAGAUCAAUGGAGUUUUUGGCCCACUUGUAGAGUUGGUUGAUUGCGAGGAAAAGUUUUUCACCGCAGUUGAAGUCACUGCUGGAAACAGCCUGUUUCACGUGGUAGUUGAGAAUGAUGAUAUUUCAACCCAGAUAAUUAGACACCUGAAUUCACGAAAGGGUGGACGUGUGACCUUCAUACCUCUGAAUCGAGUAAAGGCGCCUCACGUCAAUUAUCCACAAAGUUCUGAUGCAAUACCACUACUGAGAAGAUUGAAGUUCGAUUCUAGAUUUGCAUCAGCAUUGGGCCAGGUUUUUGGUAGAACAGUAGUAUGUCGUGAUCUGAAUGUGGCAACAAAAGUUGCUAAGAGCGAUGGCUUAGAUUGCAUUACUUUGGAAGGUGACCAGGUUAGCAGAAAGGGUGGCAUGACCGGUGGAUUUUAUGACCACAGGCGGUCAAAACUGAGAUUCAUGAAUACCAUAAUACAAAAUACAAAAACUAUAAAUACGAAGGAAAAGGUGUUGGAGGAUGUUAGAAGACAGCUACAAGUGAUAGAUCAGCAGAUCACACAGCUUGUUACUGAGCAGCAGAGGCUUGAAGCAGACUGGACGCAUAGCAAACUACAGGUGGAGCAACUGAAGCAAGAGAUAACUAACGCGAAUAGGCAGAAACAGGCUAUACGUAAAGCCCUUGAAAAUAAGGAGAAAUCACUAGAUGAUAUUAGAACACAAAUUGAUCAGCUAAGAUCAAGCAUGGCCAUGAAGGAAGCUGAAAUGGGAACAGAACUUGUGGAUCAUCUAACCCCAGAGGAAAGGGAGCAAUUGUCACGACUAAACCCCGAGAUUAAGGAUCUUAAGGAGAAACUUAUUGCAUAUAAGACGGAUCGCAUUGAGAGGGAGACAAGGAAAGCAGAGUUGGAGACCAACUUAUCUACCAACUUAAAGAGGAGAAUAAGUGAGUUACAGGCUACAAUAGCUUCCAUCGAGGAUGAUAGUUUGCCUAGUUCAGCUGGCUUAAAAACACAAGAACUCGAUGAUGCAAAAUUGUUGGUUGAAGAGAUCACAAACGAGCUCGAAAGUGUCUCCCGAAGCAUUGAUGAGAAGACUAAGCAGGUCAAGAAAUUUAAAGAUGAGAAAGCAAAGUUAAAGGCAUUGCAAGAUGACUGUGAGACGACAGUGCAAGAUGCAAAUAAAAAGUUGGAGGAACUAUUCAGCCUUCGCAACACACUUCUCGCUAAGCAAGAAGAGUAUACGAAGAAAAUUAGGGGAUUGGGUCCAUUGUCAUCUGACGCUUUUGACACGUAUAAACGGAAAAAUAUCAAGGAGCUGCAGAAGAUGCUACACCGGUGCAGUGAGCAACUGCAACAAUUCAGCCAUGUAAACAAGAAAGCGCUUGAUCAAUAUGUAAAUUUCACAGAACAACGAGAAGAACUUCAGCAACGGCAAGCGGAGCUUGAUGCAGGAGAUGAGAAAAUUAAAGAACUGAUAACAGUCCUGGAUCAAAGGAAAGAUGAAUCUAUAGAACGUACUUUCAAAGGGGUCGCACGCAACUUCCGGGAAGUAUUCUCUAAGCUUGUGCAAGGUGGGCAUGGUCAUCUUGUCAUGACGAAGAAAAAGGACCGCGAUCAUGAUGAUGAAGAUGAUGAGGAUGAUGGAGGUCGUGAGGCUGAUGCAGAGGGAAGGGUUGAGAAAUACCUUGGCGUAACAGUGAAGGUGUCGUUCACUGGUCAAGGGGAGACGCAGUCAAUGAAACAACUGUCGGGAGGUCAAAAGACCGUCGUUGCUCUCGCAUUAAUCUUUGCCAUCCAGAGAUGCGACCCUGCACCAUUCUAUCUUUUUGAUGAGAUUGAUGCGGCGCUCGAUCCUCAGUAUCGAACUGCUGUGGGCAACAUGAUUCGUGGUUUAGCUGAUGACAGUGUAAGCACGCAGUUCAUUACCACAACUUUCCGUCCCGAGCUUGUGAAGGUUGCGGAUAAGAUAUACGGAGUAUUUCAUAAGAACAGAGUGAGUAAAGUGCAAGUUAUAUCAAAGGAUCAGGCGUUGGACUUCAUCGAGAAAGAUCAGUCCCAUGAUACUUGAUCAUCCCUCACUCAGGGAAGUUGGUGCGUUUGCCUGUCUUGAGAGAGAGCUUGUGUAACACUUGUUUAAAAUGGAUUUGACAUUGUUAUCAAGGUUUGCUUCUAGGAUUAUAAUAUCUCUAAUGUGCAGCUCAGGUUUGUAUAAUUAUCUCCAAGUAUACCUGAUAAAUUACGGUUUCCUUUUUCUCA